Messenger RNA from Paracoccidioides brasiliensis Pb18, 189 nucleotides. RefSeq names its product 40S ribosomal protein S30. Gene Ontology annotation, molecular function: structural constituent of ribosome. The record is from RefSeq and is a predicted model, not a curated record. Gene Ontology annotation, cellular component: ribosome; cytosolic small ribosomal subunit. Gene Ontology annotation, biological process: translation. Bases 1 to 189 code for a protein of 62 amino acids. The transcript is spliced from 3 exons.
AUGGGUAAAGUUCACGGAUCCCUUGCCCGUGCGGGAAAAGUCAAGUCUCAGACCCCCAAGGUCGAGCCUCAAGAGAAGAAGAAGACCCCCAAGGGUCGCGCCAAGAAGCGCCUGCAAUACACCAGACGAUUUGUUAAUGUCACGUUGACCGGUGGAAAGCGGAAGAUGAACCCAAACCCUACCACAUAA